AUGCAUCAGGACAUGAUGGGGUUUUUGCUGGCAGGAAUGGCGGAUGUGGAUCACAGCCUGGCAGCGCCUGGUUUGCGGCCUCUGUGCGCUCGGUAUGCUGUGCAGGGAAGCCGCCUGACUUCCUCGACUCAUGGAGCCAAUCGUGACGAUGGAUGUGACAUCAGUGGAGUGAAACAUAUCGUUCUCUCUCCGCCUCACACUGCUCCACUUUCUGUCUCCUCUCCGUACAAAGUGUUCGUCCUUAAAGCAUCCCCUCCCCCCCCCCCAGUGCCUCCAGUGCUGGGCGGCUCCCUGACGCUGCCCUGCCUGGUGUCCCUGCCCCCCCCGCCUUCCGCCUCCUCCAACGGGCGCCACGCCGUGCUGACGCUGCCCCGGGUCAAAUGGAGCGUCCUGACUCAGGGCCACGAGGCGGAGAUCCUGGUGGCGCGGGGGGACAGGGUGAGGGUCAGUGAGGCGUUCAGGGACCGGGCCUCGCUGCCGCACUACGCCUCGUCCCCCGCAGACCUCACGCUGCAGCUGGAGCGCCUGCAGCACAACGACACCGGGUUCUACCGCUGCGAGGUGACGCAGGGGCUGGAGGACGCCCACGCCCUCGCCCAGGUCAAGGUCAAAGGUGUGGUGUUCCUCUAUCGUGACGCCUCCAGUAGGUACGCCUUCACCUUUGAGCAAGCAAGAGACGCCUGCGCAGAGAUCGGGGCGGAGAUGGCGUCUCCGGAGCAGCUGGAGGCCGCGUACCACAGCGGAUACGAGCAGUGUGACGCCGGCUGGCUCUCCGACCGCUCCGUGAGGUAUCCGAUCCAGAUGCCCAGAGAGGGAUGCUUCGGGGACAUGGAUGGAUUACCGGGAGUGAGGAAUUAUGGGAUGUUAGAGCCCGACGAGCUGUACGACGUCUACUGCUACGUGGAGAAUAUCGAUGGUGAGGUGUUCCAUGACCCCGCCCCCCAGCGCUUCACCUUCUGGCAGGCGAAGGCAUUCUGCCUGAGUCACGGGGCGGAGCUGGUCACCACGGCUCAGCUCUACGCCGCCUGGAGCGACGGCCUGAACCUCUGCAGCCCGGGGUGGCUGGCGGACGGCAGCGUACGAUACCCCAUCGUCACCCCUAGGGAGCGCUGUGGGGGGGGGGAGCCUGGGGUCAGGACCGUGUAUCGCUACAGCAACCAGACCGGCUUCCCCGAGCCCCACACUCUGCACGACGUCUACUGCUUCAAACACUCUCCUCUGGACUUCCUCUCCACUGAGCGCGCGGACAUCGGCCAGGACGUCGUGUUCUUCACCGACCCUUCAGAGGAGGAGGGGUUCAGCAACAGCGAGGCGACGGAAAAGAGCCUCGAAGAGAUCUUCCACGUCCAGACGGACAAUCCUCUCAAACACGUUCCUGUGCAGAAGAUUACACUCGGAUACAACCAGGAAGCACCCAGUUCUCUGUCUGUCACUCAAACAUCUGAGCAUCCAGACUCCACAGGGGAGGAGAGAGAGAAGGAAAGCUUCCCGGAGGCAUAUCAUCCGGCAUCUGAUGAGGAAAACACUGAAGAGUCUCCAGCAGCUUCUCCACAAAGUGUUGAUGGAGCCUCCACUUUACCCACAACACCUGAAGAGCCCUCAGAGCAUCCUUUUACUGUCACCGAAACAACUGAUACUUUAAAUGCAACACCUGCAUCUCAUAGUUCUGUCACCGAAACAACUGAUGCUUUAAAUGCAACACCUGUAUCUCAUAGUUCUGUCACCGAAACAACUGAUGCUUUAAAUGCAACACCUGCAUCUCAUAUUUCUGUCACCGAAACAACGAAUACUUUAAAUGCAACACCUGCAUCUCAUAUUUCUGUCACUGAAACAACGAAUACUUUAAAUGCAACACCAUUAUCUCAUAUUUCUGUCACCGAAACAACUGAUACUUUAAAUGCAACACCUGCAUCUCAUAGUUCUGUCACCGAAACAACUGAUACUUUAAAUGCAACACCUGUAACUCAUAUCUCUGUCACCGAAACAACUGAUACUUUAAAUGCAACACCUGCAUCUCAUAUUUCUGUCACCGAAACAACUGAUACUUUAAAUGCAACACCUGUAUCUCAUAUUUCUGUCACCGAAACAACUGAUACUUUAAAUGCAACACCUGUAUCUCAUAUUUCUGUCAUCGAAACAAUGGAUACUUUAAAUGCAACACCUGCAUCUCAUAUUUCUGUCACCGAAACAACGAAUACUUUAAAUGCAACACCUGUAACUCAUAUCUCUGUCACCGAAACAACUGAUACUUUAAAUGCAACACCUGCAUCUCAUAUUUCUGUCACCGAAACAACUGAUACUUUAAAUGCAACACCUGUAUCUCAUAUUUCUGUCACCGAAACAACUGAUACUUUAAAUGCAACACCUGUAUCUCAUAUUUCUGUCACCGAAACAACGAAUACUUUAAAUGCAACACCUGUAUCUCAUAUUUCUGUCACCGAAACAACUCCAGCUGUAAAUGAAACACCUGUAUCUCAUAUUUCUGUCAUCGAAACAACGGAUACUUUAAAUGCAACACCUGCAUCUCAUAUUUCUGUCAUCGAAACAACGAAUACUUUAAAUGCAACACCUGUAUCUCAUAUUUCUGUCACCGAAACAACGAAUACUUUAAAUGCAACACCUGUAUCUCAUAUUUCUGUCAUCGAAACAACGGAUACUUUAAAUGCAACACCUGUAUCCCAUGCCUACGAGCUCCUCAGCAGCUCUCCAGGUGUUCCCCAUGUGGAGGACCUUCCUGUUUCACACACUCCUGAAGCUGAGCUCGUCCACUCGAGUGUUUCAGAAGCCAGCGCUGCUCCCUUGGAGGAGACAUCUUCACCAAACGCACAGGAAACAGAUGUUCUCUCCGCCGCCCCGCAGCCUGAGAUCUACCCGACAGAAGAGGAGCAGGUGACCCGUGUUCUGGAGCUGGAAACUCAAAUGCCUUUCACUCAAAGUUCAGGUGUUCUUGAAACCUCUGCAGCCUCUGAACUGCUGCCUACGUCGGCUUCAGGUUAUGAUCUCACUGCAGAGCCUCCGGGUGUUUCUGUGGAGUCGCCCUCCCCCGGAGAUGGAGCUGAUUUGAACUCCAGCAGCUCUUCAGAGGAGGCAGCAACACAUCCUCCCCCCCCUCCAUCCUGCAGAGACCCUCCUCACAGACUCAUCCAGUGUCACCUCCUUCCCCACCUUCCCCUCCUCUGCUCCUGUCCCCCCGUCCACAGAGAAUACAACAGAACAUCUGGAGGAGAAGCAGGAGGAUUUGGGAGAAGUUUUCCUCAGCACCACCCAGAAUAUCUUCCACUUUGGUGCUGCGGCGAAGGAGCAGAUGACGGCGGCGAGGGAUCAGCUGAAUCCUCAGGAGGAAACCCGGAGGUCACGUCUUCGCUAUUUCUGACAAAUCCCACUUUUGCCCACAGUGAGGGCGAGGAGGCCACAGACGCUCCUCCCCCCUCGGAGGUUAAGAUCACGCUCCUCCCUCGACUAGGCCUCUCCCCUGGCUGGGAGCAAGGUCCCUCCUCUUCCUCUUCCUCCUCCUCUUCCUCCUCAACGCUACAGGAGUCCCGCUCUGAUGUGGAGUUCAGCGCCAUGCCUCCUGCAGCCGAGGAAGAGGAGGAGAUCUCCACCAGCAGCAUGCAUGAUCCUGGAUCAGAGGGGGAGAGCAGCACUGACGAUCCCUCAGGUAAAUUCUGCACGAUGCCUCCAGGUGAGGAGGACAGUGGGGGCCCGACGGUCUCCAAAGAGGAUGUGACUGCCCCGCCUAUAUUCCCGGGGUCUUCAGCCAUGGCCGUCUCCAGAUAUACUGCAGACUCGUGUGCUGAGAGUCCGUGUCUCAACGGAGGAACUUGUGUUGACGGUGAACCAACGAUCUGCAUCUGUUUACCCGGUUACCAUGGAGACCUCUGCCAGACAGACGUGGAGCUGUGUGAGGCCGGCUGGCAGAAGUUCCAGAGCUUCUGUUACCGACACUUUGUGAAGAGGCAGAGCUGGGAGGCGGCGGAGCAGCACUGCCGCAUGUGUGGAGGACACCUGCUGUCAGUCAUGACCCCCGAGGAGCAGCUGCACAUCAACGAGAGAGACAAAGAGUACCAGUGGAUCGGACUGAACGACCGAACCAUCGAGGGAGACUUCCGCUGGUCGGACGGGAACCCUCUGCUGUAUGAGAACUGGUUCGCGGGUCAGCCCGACAGCUACUUCCUGUCCGGGGAGGAUUGCGUGGUGAUGGUGUGGCACGACGGCGGCCGCUGGAGCGACGUUCCCUGCAACUACCACCUGUCCUACACCUGCAAGAAGAGCGCCUCGUCCUGUGGCGAACCGCCCAGAGUUCCCGGUGCUAAGGUGUUCGGGAAGAAGCGUUUGCGUUUCGAGACGAACUCCAGAGUGCGGUACUACUGUGAGGACGGCUUCCUGCAGAAACUCAACCCCGUGAUCAGCUGUCUGCCCAGCGGCCAAUGGGAGGAGCCGAUGAUCACCUGCAUCCAAGCCCCUUCAAAGGAAGAAGACCCAGUGACAUCACUUCCUGUGCGGCGUGAGGAGGUCACGGAGGUCACGGAGGUCACGGAGGUCCAGGAAACAGUCACAGAGAAACCUGUGUGGCUCUUCUAGGACAUCAAGUGGGUCGACUGAAGCCUUUGAAAAAAUCUUCUUUUCCAUAUUUUAUUUGUUCCUUAAAAGUCAAUGUUCUGCAUUAAAGUUAAACUGUAUAAAUCUAAUCUUUAAUAUUAAAAUCAUUUCGACGCCACCUGGAAAAGCUGUAAUCCAAAUGUGUGUUUUUCUGUAAAAUCGAAAUACUUUUGGUAAAUUACGCAAACGAAACCUUAAGAACAACCCCGAGCUAAAAUGCUAAUGUAUCUGUGCACAGGUGACAUCUUUCUAAACACUCUCCACGUCUUUUGGUGCUUUGUAUUUCUCUGUUUGCCAAAAUGAACCGUCAGUAUGACGAGAGUUUAAUUUAAAAUGUGUAAAUAUGAUCUACACAAAGACGCACAUUUUGGGGAUCAAUUAAGUAAAAAGUAUUUCAAUGAUGCAACGACAUCUUAUGUACCGUCUCUUUUCUAGUUUGUAGUACUGUAAUAUACUUGUAACAAUGCAGGUGGUGUUAAUUGUUUAUCUAAUUAACGUAAUAAAUGUAUAAGUAUAAUAUAGUAAACAUGAAUACGAUUAAAAAGUAGAAAUAAAAUGGAUUUUUUACUGUUGAAAA
Gymnodraco acuticeps is the source of this 5176-nucleotide messenger RNA. Its product is annotated as brevican core protein-like. Gene Ontology annotation, molecular function: hyaluronic acid binding. Gene Ontology annotation, biological process: cell adhesion. Lineage: Eukaryota; Metazoa; Chordata; Actinopteri; Perciformes; Bathydraconidae. The record is from RefSeq and is a predicted model, not a curated record.